AUGGGAGAUAUGCACAGCGCUUGGCAGGCUACUGAACCAUCCCCUAUAAACAAGGCGGACACCCACCAAGUCAGUGGCAUUUAUUUCCAAUCCUUCCACCCUAUCGCGAUUUUCUUCAAGCUCUCUGGAGCCGCAAAGCCUCCUCCAACUGCCGUAACCGCAAAUCCAGACGACCGAGCUCUCUUUUCCAUCGAGCCACUCCAGUACUUCCGUUCAUUAGGACUGCUAAAACACCAUGAACCAGCACUUUUCUUGAUACUCUCCCCAGAAAACCCCGCCUCCUUUGCCCAAAUGUGA
Molecule: messenger RNA, 297 nt
Organism: Penicillium hordei
Lineage: Eukaryota; Fungi; Ascomycota; Eurotiomycetes; Eurotiales; Aspergillaceae
Exons: 1
Coding region: 1-297 (98 amino acids)
Source: RefSeq, a predicted model, not a curated record